AUGAAGUUCCGAGGCCUGCUGGCCGUCGUCUGGACGAUCGGGUUCCUCGCCACAACCACAACAGCCACUUCCUCACCCGACUCGCAGCCGGGACCGGCGAUCCAUCGCACCUAUGGCAAGCUUCUCAACCACAACGACCCGGACCCAUUGUGGGAACAAUAUGGAUUGAACCGAUCGGAAGAGUUCAAAUACUUCCAGGAACCGGGCAACGACGACAUCCUCGGCCAUUAUGACUCCCGAUUCUUCACCAAUCCCGUCCCCGACGAGGAGCGGUCCCUCACCCUGACGCAUAUGAUCCGCGCAUACCUGAAUUUCUUCGAGGACAACGGGCUGGAGACGUGGAUUGCGCACGGUACGCUUCUGGGGUGGUGGUGGAACGGAAAGGUCAUGCCUUGGGAUUGGGACAUUGACACGCAAGUCAUGGAGCCCACGCUGUUCCAACUCGCCGACCAUUACAAUCAGACCGUCGUCCAGUACACCGCGAAGGAUGAGAACGUGGAGCGCAAAUACCUUGUCGACGUCAAUCCGUGGGCCCGUCAACGCAAUCGUGGCCAGGGGCUGAAUAUCAUCGAUGCGCGCUGGAUCGACAUGGGCACAGGCUUGUAUAUCGACAUCACGGGGCUGAGCCGGCUGAAUGCGACCAAUCCGACGGAGUGGCAAUGCAAGAACCUGCACAAAUACCAGACGGAAGAUAUCUAUCCUCUGCGCCGGACGACGUUCGAAGGGGUCUCGGCGAAGGUGCCCUUCAAAUACGACCAGGUCCUGGAGAAUGAGUACACAAAACAGGCGUUGACAAACACACAUUACCAUAAUCAUACAUUUGAUCCUGACCUGGAAGAAUGGUUGUUGGACGAGCCGGAGCCGGAGGCGGAGCAGCAGGCGAAGGACGAUAAAGACGACCGGCAGUAUGAAUGA
This is a messenger RNA of Aspergillus homomorphus CBS 101889, 915 nucleotides long. Its product is annotated as putative mannosylphosphate transferase (Mnn4). Lineage: Eukaryota; Fungi; Ascomycota; Eurotiomycetes; Eurotiales; Aspergillaceae. Bases 1 to 915 code for a protein of 304 amino acids. The record is from RefSeq and is a predicted model, not a curated record. The transcript has 3 exons.